GGAUGGCAGUGCCCGCUGCCGUCUGAAGGAGCGAUGCACAGCUGCGUCCCCCUCCGCCCCCCGCCCUGCAAGACCCUCCUCGAUGUGACUCGCUUACCUCCGGGGCGGGCUGGAGAGCCCGGCGGUGGCGGAGCCGGUGUGCCCCCGCCUCGCAGCCGCCAGCCUUUCUCUGCAGGCAGCGGCGAGGGGGCGGGCGGCCGGGGAGGAGCCGCCCGUGGGCCCCGCGGGCUCCGGGCUGCUCUCGGACCGGUAAAGCACAUGCUGGAAGCGUGGGGAGCGGCGGGAAGAGUGAGGACACACAGCCCUGCCCCGCGUCCGUGGGGCGCAGGAACGCGUGACCCAGGUGUUGCAUGUCUGGAAGCAAGGAGACCCCAAGAAGCUUCUGGGUCUGUUUGCAUCUCCCCCGGGUGAGGCCAGAGAGCUGGUCACUUCCCAAGCCCCCGUGCCUGGCAGUGUCGGGAGGGCAGCAAGGUUGGUUGACACCUUUACCACGGAGGCCACACAAGUGGAAAUCCCUGCAUUGCAAAGGCUGCUGGUGGGGCUGGAGACAUCCACGCUGCCUUGCCCUGGCAGUAUCUCAGAGUCAGUGGAGUUUAUUACUCUAACGUUAUUUCCUUUCUCCUCCUGAAGAGCAUCUUUUCAGCAGUGCUGCUUUGCAAUCGAGGAGCUAGCCCCUGGCAGGUGGUAGGGCUCCUGUAUGGGCAGUGGGGAAAGAACUCAGCACCCUGCUGACUUGCCCACCAGCCUCUGUACUGCCAGAGGACAAGAGGAAGAAACUGGAUAAGGGCAGACAGCUUCUCCGAGCUGAGCUCUGAGGGGAGAUCAGCGACAGGAAUUCAUUAGCCUGCCUCUUAAGGCAGUGAAGUCUCCAUCCCCUCCCACGCUCCCUCCCCAGUCCGACCCCAUCUAGCGCAGGGGCGGUGGGACCUCAGCCUUCAUCUGGAGCUUCCCAUCAAGCCCCAUGAAUCCUUAUGUUAACUGCUCUGGUCCUGAGUUCCCCCUGCCCCAAACAGACUUUCCUGUGGAGCCCAUCGGCCCUGAUCUCUGCAACAGGACUCACCCAGAGACCUUGUUCGACCCCAAGGAUGUCAACCUGACAGAGGAGCAGCUACGGGAUAAGUACCUGGGACCUCGACGGUCCAGCUUCUUUGUCCCUGUCUGUGUCAUCUACCUGCUGAUCUUUGCGGUGGGAGCUGUGGGCAACACCCUCACCUGCAUCGUCAUCCUCCGGCACCGCUUCAUGAGGACACCCACCAACUACUACCUGUUCAGCCUGGCCGUGUCUGACCUGCUGGUGCUGCUGCUGGGGAUGCCGCUGGAGCUGUACGACCUGUGGAGCAACUACCCCUUCCUGCUGGGCGCCAGCGGCUGCUAUUUCAAGACGCUGCUCUUUGAGGCCGUCUGCUUUGCCUCCAUCCUUAAUGUCACCGCCCUCAGCGUGGAGCGCUACAUCGCCGUGGUGCACCCACUCAAAGCCAAGUACGUGGUGACCAGGAACCACGCCAAGAGGGUCAUCAUCACCAUCUGGGUCUUGUCAGUUGUCUGCUCCAUCCCGAACACCAGCCUCCAUGGCCUGCAGCCUCUCUAUGUGCCUGGCCGAGGGCAAGUGCCUGAUUCUGAGAUCUGCACCUUGGUCAAGCCGCGUUUGACCUACAACCUCAUCAUCCAAGUCACCACCAUUGUCUUCUUCUUCUUGCCUAUGGGGACCAUCAGUGUCCUCUACCUGCUCAUUGGCCUGCAGCUCAAGAAAGAAAAGAUGCUGGAGACCUUGGGAGCCAAGUCUGAUGGCGGUCAUGACUGCCACAAUGCCCAGGGGCAGAAGAAAGUCAAGAGGAGGCAGGUCACAAAGAUGCUCUUCGUGCUGGUGGUGGUGUUCGGGAUCUGCUGGGCUCCCUUCCACACUGACCGCCUUGUCUGGAGCUUUGUCUCCACCUGGACCAUGGACAUGCUCCACAUGUUCCAGUACGUCCACAUCAUCUCGGGUGUCUUCUUCUACCUGAGCUCAGCUGCCAACCCCAUCCUCUACAACCUGAUGUCCACACGCUUCCGGGAGAUGUUCAAGGAGGUGAUGUGCCACCAUGGCCACCACCCUCUGCGGUCACGGAGAUACUCACCCAGUGUCACCCACGUCACCACCCGCAGCACCGAGUGUGAGCCCAUGUCCAGUGCCAGUGGGCUGCCCCUCUCCAAUGCUGAGGGAUAUGAACCAGAGGAGAUGGAGGGGGCCCAGGCAACCACCCACAUGACUUCCCUCUGCUGAAGAAGGGGAGGAUGUAGGGUGACUGGGAAAAGCUUUCUGUGCUACCAGCGUCCAUCUGUUGGUGAUAUCCUUCCCACGGUGAGGAGUGCGGCAGGAGCCAUGGAGGGAUCCCUGCCUCUCUGUACUGUCCUGCUGGGAUGAAGAGGAUGAUUUUCACAGCACCACUGCUCUAGGAAGAUGGUGCCAGUGGCUGUGCUGUGACCUGGAUAUAUUCCACCUGCUGUGCACAGCAGUGGGGCUGGCCGAGGCUAGGGCAUCCCUCCGGAUAUAGAGAUGGCUGGUUUCUAUGUCAGGGCUAUGCCAGCAAUCCCCCAAAACAUCCCACUCCUCACAGCCCAGUGGGGUGAGCCUAUCGAUGCUGGUGUUGGGCAGCCUGGGCUGUUUUGGGACACUUAGGCUGAGACCCUUUGGAAAGGUUUACACAUGAUGGAGUGGGGAGAAAAUGGUCUGUGGGUGCCUUGUCCUUUGAGACAUACCCAGGACUCUUCGGCACCUCUGUGUCCCUGAUUCACUUGCACAUCCCUUCACUGGUGUCAGGCUACAGGGUGCUGGUAUGGCUCCUUGCUCUCAGCCUUCCUUGCAUCCUCAGCCCCUUGAGAUCAAGGGAAAGGAUCAUGGCUGCUCCCUUCAGAGCUGGAGCCUGAGAAGGAAAACAUGGGAUGAGAGCCCCAAGCUGCCUGCAGCUGUGAGGUGCAGCUCCAUGCCUGUCCCUGUGCCCCACAAAUACACCCCCCUCUCCCCAUUCUGUCCCAUAUUGGCCAGGUGCCACCCUCUUCUUCCACUGUGUCCCUCUGCACCACUGGGGAAUGUGGGGAGCCCUUCUCUGUCCCUACCUUGCACCAGCCAAACCUCAGUGAGGAUUAAAAACAGCUACUGCCCUGA
Messenger RNA from Pogoniulus pusillus (Red-fronted tinkerbird), 3142 nucleotides. RefSeq names its product neuromedin U receptor 1 (gene NMUR1). The transcript has 4 exons. Gene Ontology annotation, cellular component: plasma membrane. The record is from RefSeq and is a predicted model, not a curated record. Bases 962 to 2260 code for a protein of 432 amino acids. Gene Ontology annotation, molecular function: neuromedin U receptor activity. Lineage: Eukaryota; Metazoa; Chordata; Aves; Piciformes; Lybiidae. Gene Ontology annotation, biological process: neuropeptide signaling pathway.